GUGCUGGCUCCUUCAUACUUGUCAAGGCUGAGGUGACUCUUGGGGUUUAUGAAUGCACUUACGACGCCUUGUCAGUUAUACUGGGAGAGCAAAGUAAGUUAUAUUCGAGCAUAUUUGCUCAUUGUGGUGGCUCUUUCAUACUUGUCAAGGCUGAGGUGACUCUUGGGGUUGAUGGAUGCACUAACGAAGCCUUGUCAGUUAUACUGGGAAAUCCUUCUCGUACUUUUACCUGUGGGUCAACUGUUGAUAAGGCAGGUUUUCUGAAAAAGCAUGAUGAGGCCUUCUAUUUUGGGUUUAGUUUGGAUUCUAUUUACUUUUCUCAUUUGGAGGUGUCAUGGGAGUUGUAUCAAUAUAUCUUCUUGAAGAUAGUGCUAAACCAACUUCAAUUUAAUUCAAGUGGAAAAUCUUUUCAUCUUCGCCUUCGCCUCAUCUAUAACCUGACUAUGUUGUGCUUUGAGUUUUGAUAACACGUGAUUGAAAAGGCAUUGCAGUAGUUUUGUCUAAUCCAGUUCCCUUUUCUGGUGUUCAGGUAAGCUGUCAUCUUUCUUUUAACCAAAAACAUAGUUAAACUUCAUUCAUCAGCAAAAUCUCUUCCCCUAAGCUUAAGGUGUUUAUAUCUCUACAUUUCUCCGUGCAUUGUUUUUUCUAUGUUAAGUGCAUCUGACUAAUCCUUAGUUUGACAUGAGCUACGCGCCUAUAUUUAGCAUCCAUAAUCCAACUCUUCCAUGAGACCCUGGGGAAAUACCUUGUAAUUGUAUCUAAGUUCUGCCUUAUCAUGCUUCCCAACUCUAGUAAUAUGUUGUAUCAAAGUUUUCUC
Capsicum annuum is the source of this 817-nucleotide messenger RNA. RefSeq lists its product as uncharacterized. NCBI's taxonomy places the organism in Eukaryota, Viridiplantae, Streptophyta, Magnoliopsida, Solanales, Solanaceae. The record is from RefSeq and is a predicted model, not a curated record.